CAGACGCAGCCUUUUCUAGGGUGGCCGAAGGUGCAAUGAGGAGUUUGUAAAUUUCGUCGUUAUAAGAUUUAAAUUUGUAUAUUAGAACGAUCAUGAUUUCGAAGGCUGCAGUCGGUAUCGCCGUUGGCAUAGCUGGAAUAUUCGUUGGAUAUUGCUUUUAUUUCGAUCAAAAGCGUCGCAGUGAUCCAGAUUUCAAAAAGAAAUUGCGUGAGCGUAGGAAAGCUAAGAAGCAAGCUCAAAAAACUAGUUCAAAAAUUCCAAACUUAAAAGAUCAUGAAGUUGUACAAAGAUUUUUCUUACAAGAGGUCCAACUUGGGGAAGAAAUGCUUACGUAUGGCGAUAUAGAGGGUGGAACUGAACAUUUAGCAAAUGCAGUUGCAGUUUGUGGGCAACCUACACAAUUGUUACAAGUUCUUCAAAAGACACUGCCACCACAAGUUUUUCAACUUUUAUUGCAAAGACUACCAGCUAUUGGUCAGAAGCUAGCAACUCAGGCUACAAUGACUGAGGAAGAUGUUGAAUAAAACAAUAUAAAAAUUGCGUUGAGUAAUUCAAAAUAAAAUCUAAUCAUUAGUAGAAAGUGUAUACUUUUUUUGAUAAUGUAGACAUUUGCGUGGCUUCAACUUGAUCAAGCCUUUUAACUGUAUCUCUUGUUCUCCUUGAUUGAACUUCCAUACUCCUUGAUAAUUAUGUAUAAAUAAUCAACUAAAAUCGUGAUAUAAUCAUAUGCAUUUAAAUUUCAAAUGGAAAGAACUUUUGUAUUAAGUUGUUAAAUAUAAAGUCUUCGUUUAAAAAUCGCAUUAGCUACUUCAAUAUUUUGACUGCCACAAUGAGUAUUCGUUAUAUACAUAUAAAAUAAUUAUGUUGCAAAGGCAGCCAAAUAUGUACAUCACAUAGAACAUAGAAAAUUCUCUAGUCACAUAAGAUUUCCUUUAUCACAUUAUUUGAUAUGACUGCAAUAAAUUAAUCAUAUUAAGCUGUUCCAUGAUUUUUAAGAAAAGCAGAAGUAGAAAAAUUAAUUAAGGAGUAUAAUAAUUGAUCUAAUCCUAAUCACUAACAACACGUUUGGUCUUACAGAAAUUUCAAAAUAAUUUUUUAUAUCAGUUGUAACAUAUUCGAACAUAAUACUCCUGCAAUAAGGAAUUCAUGGAAGAUGUGAUCUUAAAAUCGUAUAUCUUUUCCCUUGAAGCAUUUACAAAUGGUUACAAAAAUACUGUUAUGACUAAAUAUAUUUUAUAGGAUUUGCACAAAUCUAUGCAAAUAUGUAUUCUACCUUGUGAAUAUAAAAUUGAUAUCCUUGUAAUAGAUGUACCAUCUUAAACAUAGACGCAUACAUGACAUUAUUUUAAACGGUACUCACUAGCAUACUAAACUCUUCAUAAUUAUUUUUUUUAUAAAGAAUAUUCUAUUCUUGUAAAGCUAAAAAUAAUAAGCAAGAAUCAUAGUUUCUAUCAAGCAGAAACGAUUUUAUUAAAAUCUGUAUUAUCCAAAAACAAAUUGAAUCCUAUUAAUAAAAGAAAAAAAUAAGUUCAAUAAUACUUCAUUGUAUUUAUAAUUUCUUAUGUAUGUAGUAUAAUAAUUGAAUUGUUUAUAGGAAAAGGUUUAAAUAUAAUAAUAAUAAAAAAAUAACAAUUUAUUUUACUCUUUUAUUAAUGCAUUGUGGAAUUAGAAACAUAAACAAAGGCUAUGUAGGUUUUGAAUUUGAAUUCAAUAAAGCAGACCUGUGAGUGUCUUUUCAAAUUA
Messenger RNA from Hylaeus volcanicus, 1743 nucleotides. It is a transcript of the gene Tom20, whose product is annotated as mitochondrial import receptor subunit TOM20 homolog. Lineage: Eukaryota; Metazoa; Arthropoda; Insecta; Hymenoptera; Colletidae. Gene Ontology annotation, molecular function: transmembrane protein transporter activity. The transcript has 4 exons. Bases 93 to 524 code for a protein of 143 amino acids. The record is from RefSeq and is a predicted model, not a curated record. Gene Ontology annotation, cellular component: mitochondrial outer membrane translocase complex; mitochondrial outer membrane. Gene Ontology annotation, biological process: protein targeting; tRNA import into mitochondrion; protein import into mitochondrial matrix.